GAUGGCGCUCCGCCCUCUCUUAGCGCACGCAUGCGCAGUCGCUCGCUUUCCCGUCCCAAUAACAAUCAUUGAAAACGAACAGCAACCCCCGAAGAUUGUUACUUCAUCAGGCCUCUAUUUCCAACAAAUCGAGCCGACCAUGGCAGAAUUACGCCACCGAGGAGCGACGGAUAAAGAACUGCAGCAUCAGAACUCGGAGGAUAAGGGCUCUGAAACAGAGGGUAAGGAAAGAGAUGGAGCCUCGGACAAUGAGACCAAGUCAGACUCUGGGGUUCCCGUUCCUGCCGAUGACACACCAGUGGUUCUCAACAAAGCCCUCUCUGGACUUUCCUCACGAUGGAAGAACUGGUGGGUGAGGGGCAUCCUCACACUGGCUAUGAUCUCCUUCUUCUUUAUCAUUAUAUAUCUCGGUCCGAUGGUGCUGAUGAUGAUUGUGCUGUGUGUUCAGAUCAAGUGCUUCCAUGAGAUCAUCACAAUUGGUUACAGCGUGUAUCACUCUUACCACCUGCCCUGGUUCAGAACACUAAGCUGGUACUUCCUGUUGUGUGUGAACUACUUCUUCUAUGGUGAAACGGUGACAGAUUAUUUCUUCACACUGGUGCAGAGGGAGGAGCCUCUACGCAUCCUCAGCAAAUACCACCGCUUCAUUUCCUUUGCCCUGUAUCUCACAGGGUUCUGCAUGUUUGUUCUGAGCCUGGUGAAAAAACACUAUCGCCUGCAGUUCUACAUGUUCGGCUGGACUCAUGUGACCUUGCUGAUUGUGGUGACUCAGUCCCACUUAAUCAUUCAUAACCUGUUUGAGGGGAUGAUCUGGUUUAUUGUGCCCAUCUCCUGUGUUAUCUGUAAUGACAUCAUGGCUUACAUGUUUGGCUUCUUUUUCGGUCGCACCCCUCUCAUCAAGUUGUCUCCUAAGAAGACGUGGGAGGGGUUUAUCGGUGGCUUCUUCUCCACUGUUGUUUUUGGAAUCCUACUGUCCUACUUGAUGUCAGGUUACCGCUUCUUUGUGUGUCCUGUGGAGUUUAACAAUGACUCCAACAGUUUCACAGUAUACUGUGAACCGUCUGAGCUCUUCCAGCUUCAGAACUACGGUCUGCCGCCCGUACUGCAGUCCAUCACGGGCUGGACCACAGUAAAGUUGUACCCAUUCCAGAUCCACAGCAUUGCCCUGUCAGCAUUUGCCUCCAUCAUGGGACCUUUCGGAGGCUUUUUUGCCAGCGGCUUCAAAAGGGCCUUCAAAAUCAAGGACUUUGCAAACACCAUUCCAGGUCAUGGAGGAAUCAUGGAUCGUUUCGACUGUCAGUACCUCAUGGCCACAUUUGUAAAUGUUUACAUCGCCAGCUUUAUCAGAGGGCCAAACCCCUCUAAAGUCAUCCAGCAGCUUCUUGCUUUGAGACCAGACCAACAGCUCCACAUCUUUAACUCGCUCAAGGCUCAUCUGACAGAGAAAGGCCUGCUCCCUGCCCUGGAAGAAGCAGCCUAGCUUUUCGGACCACCCCACCGGAGUGGGCUGUGGAUAGAGGGAGGAGAGAGAGUGCAGCGGAAGCAGAUCCAGGCAUGUAUGGAAGUGGGAGAUGAGAUGAACACAAGAAGGGAAACAACGGAAAACUGCACCACAACCUUGGGUCAUUCCAUUUUUGCGAGAAAGAGAGUGCGUGUGUGUGUGUGUGUGUGUGUGUGUGUGUGUGUGUGUGUGUACAAAUCAGUGUUUUUGCCUAUUUUAUUUUUUGUGAAUGUUUUAUGUUUAUCUCUUACAACACAAAAGAAUAUUAUAUAUAUUAAGAUGCCGUUGUUGUUACAGUUCUUUGUGAGUUGAGCUGUACAAUUCCACUUGCGUACAAAUGUUCCGUACCUAUAGAUCGUCUGAAUAUUUUAUAGUGUUUAUUACGUUUUAUUUUGUUUUAAUGCACUGCUCAUCACACUGUCAUUUCAACCUCAGGCUAGUCUUUGUUUAUUUUUUUGCUAACAGGUGUUUCCAUACGCCGUCAUAGUCUCAAAAAAAGAUUGUAUUUUCACUGCAGAGUGCCGUAAUUCAUAUGUUUCCAAGGUCUUGGCAUUUUUGUAACAUUAUAUUUAAGAGAAUUGUGGUCACUGAUAUCAAAUGUGCUCUUCAGCCCAGUCAGUGGUGACUGUUACGGUUCAGCUGUAAGACUGUAUGUAUACUGUACUUCCUGAAGGUAAGGAAGAUUCAGAUGUCAAUAUUCAGUGUCUGAGAGGAAGUUUAGGCCACAUUAGACUAGAAUUAUGUGGCUUUCAUGUUUGUUACAAAGAAGAGGUCCCUGUAAGCCAAACAAAUAGGAAAUAACUUUUAUUAGAUUUACGUUGUUGAUAGUUAAUAAUAAUUUGUUUUUACUCAGCACUGAAAAAAAAAAAAACAUUUGGAGAUGUUGACAGAUAUUUCGCACUGAAUGUUUAAGGAUUACUGUUUGUGGUCUAAAUCAUAAUUUUAUCAUUUCUAGUUUUAUUUGAAUGUUCUGUUGUCACUGAGCAGUUACAAGCUAAUAUUAGUCAAGCUUUGUGUGCGAGUGUGUGUGUGUGUUGUUUGUGAAAAGGAUCAGGCUGGGCCAUAAAAUCUCAUUGACUGUUUUGGUUUUGAAUUCAUUCGGUUUUGUACCAUUUUCACUGCAUGAGACCACCAUGUCUCGUUUUAUAAUUCUAUUUCAUCUGUUUUGUUUUUAACCAUCAUCUGCUGUGUAAACUCAACCAAAAGAGGGUCAGAACUACAGUGUGUUUUGGUAUUUUGUUCCUCUAUAAUAUGUGUUGUGUGUGUCAUGAACACCUGUGCCAUAAACAAUAUUUAUUUGAAGAAAAUGAAACCUUAAUGGAUGUUAUCGAGCAGCUUUAAAGGAGUAGUGUUAUACAGUAUGAGGAUGUAACCGGCUCAGGUUCACAGUCUGUGCGUACAGUCCACUGCCAUUCAACAAUAAAGAUCCAUGAGCACAUGCUUUCAGACCUGUGUGUGUUGACAAGACUGAUGAACUGUAUUGAUGGGCAAGUCAUAUGUUGGGGUUUUAAUGUAAAAAUGUAAAAUUAGUCUUAUUUAGCAUGUUUUCUUCUAUGCCCACAGGUCUCGAAAGAUAAAUAGGCAGCUUAUUACCCGAGUUAUGUUCAUCAUUCCGAGUUUAUUUACAUGAUUUAGUUGAGCACGUAACAAUAAUAAACAGCAUCACAGCUUGAAAAAUUAUGACCAUAAAUCCAAGUGUAAUAUUUGCCCCUCCAUAUUUUUACCACCCACCAUCAAUGAAUAUUUUUAAUUUAUUUUUUUCAAUUCAGUCAGCAAAACAUCAUCUUCAUCUGUGUUAAGUGGUGCAGAAAUUUUGUAAAGAUAUUUUAUUGUACCUUAUUAGUUCAGUUCAAUGUCCUGGUUUUAUAGAGAGAAUUACAUACAUUAUAGUAGAAUAUAAGAAUAUAUAUAUACCGUAUAUGUUUUACGUAGAGAUGAUUCUAUUCUUAUUCUUUACUGUAUUUGAGCGGUCCUCUAAGCCAGCCUGUGCUCUGUGUAUGUAUAGGCCCCUGUGCUGAAACAUUAGCAUACUGCACAAACUCCAGACGUGAACAGAGCAAUUGCAUUGUUUUAUAAUCAACAGAGAGAGAGUUACAAACCCGUCAUGUUGCUGGCCAACCACUGAUGUCAGGAGAGCGGGCAGAUACAUGCGUUUGAGUGCGGUGACCAAAAACAUUUAGAAAGAGACACAUUUAUCAAAGUCUUAAAUGCAUGUGAACAAGUAAAAUACUUGCCAGGUCUUCAGGCUCUUGCGCGUGGCAUUCAUGGCCACUAGAGGGCGCCAAACCAUCGGCGUGUUUGUGUGCGGUUAACAAGUGCUAGUACACCGAGAUUAACAUAUUGUUCAUUCCAAUGUUUUGGACGGUUUUUAAUGUGAUGCCUUACUUCUUUUAUUCGUAAACACUGGCAUGACACGUUAAACUUCUUAGAAAGUGUCCUAAUGUUAACAACGGUCUCCUGAAGUGUCAAAGAGAAACUGACUGCAGUGCAGUUCUGCUCUCCAUAUUUCUGGACAUUUAUUCAUGACCAUUUAAGUGAAAACAGAGAUGUUAAACCCACUCAAACGUGUUGAGCUCUUUUGGUUUGCCACUGAGAAGAAAACAACUCCUCUCUGUUGAACAAAUGAACAACAACAGCUCAAUAUGUUGUUGUUAUUUGUCUUUUAAGUAUUAUGGUCUGUAUUUCUGUUGUAUUUUGUUUUGUAAUUUUUGAUAAAGCAGAUAAAUGUGCUUUCCCUGCAGCUUUGUGUACAGUGAUUUGCUCAUUUGUAAAUGGUUAAUAAAGAGGAAAGUACAUAUAAGUACAUCCAAAUUUGA
Molecule: messenger RNA, 4317 nt
Organism: Onychostoma macrolepis
Lineage: Eukaryota; Metazoa; Chordata; Actinopteri; Cypriniformes; Cyprinidae
Gene: cds2
Product: CDP-diacylglycerol synthase (phosphatidate cytidylyltransferase) 2
Exons: 13
Coding region: 2-1480 (492 amino acids)
Cellular component (GO): endoplasmic reticulum membrane
Molecular function (GO): phosphatidate cytidylyltransferase activity
Source: RefSeq, a predicted model, not a curated record